Molecule: messenger RNA, 840 nt
Organism: Penicillium robsamsonii
Lineage: Eukaryota; Fungi; Ascomycota; Eurotiomycetes; Eurotiales; Aspergillaceae
Product: YggS family pyridoxal phosphate enzyme
Exons: 1
Coding region: 1-840 (279 amino acids)
Cellular component (GO): intracellular anatomical structure
Molecular function (GO): pyridoxal phosphate binding
Source: RefSeq, a predicted model, not a curated record
AUGACAACCAACACACCACCCGAACCCCCAACAAUGACCCCGGCAACACCAGCGCGUGCCGCUGCACUUCUUUCAAACCUAACGGCCGUGCGCGCGCGAGUGAGCACAGCCGCCCUCCAAGCCCCAAUCCCCAGCAAACCAAUUCGACUCGUAGCUGUCUCCAAGCUCAAGCCCGCGGCCGACGCCCUAGCAUUGCACCAAGCCCCAGGAUCGCAACUCCACUUUGGCGAGAACUACCUGCAAGAACUACUCGAGAAAUCGCGACUGCUGCCGGCAAGCAUCAAAUGGCACUUCAUUGGCGGGCUGCAGAGCAACAAGUGCGUGACGCUUGCGCGGGAUGUGCGCGGGCUGUGGGCCGUCGAGAGUGUCGACUCGGAGAAAAAGGCGAAGCUGCUGGAUAAAGGGUGGGGCGAGAGGGGACCUGAUAUGGCUGCUACGAACCACGACGAGGAUGGGAGACUGCGCAUCUAUGUCCAGGUUAAUACAUCUGGCGAGGAGAAUAAGGCUGGCGUUGAACCCUCUGCGGCGACAGCGCUUUGUCGAUAUGUUCGCGAGCAGUGUCCCCGGCUCAAGUUGCAGGGUUUUAUGACCAUUGGUGCUAUUGCGAGAUCGCGGGCGACGACGGUGGAGAAUGAAAAUGAGGACUUUGUUUGUUUGAGGGAGACGAGGGAUCGAGUGGUCAAGGAGCUUGGCUUGGUUGGGGAUGAGGCUGAAUUGGAGCUUAGUAUGGGUAUGAGCUCAGAUUUCGAGGGGGCGAUUGCUCUUGGUAGCGAUCAGGUAAGGGUUGGAACCACGAUCUUCGGGGAUCGGCCGCCUAAGGCGGAGGCAAGCAUUGUUUGA